UUAACUGUAUUCGUGUUUUCCAAUGCCAUGCAACUCAAUAUCGUUGGGUUUAAUAAUAAUAGGUUUCCGUUGUAGUUUUGCUGCUGAUGCUUCGGAUUCUUGUAAUGUCACUAGAAUACAGAGAGGUUUACCUAAAAAGUGGCCAUGUGAAUGGGACAACGGACUAAUACCUUUUGCUUACAACUCAUACCUCCUUAAUCCAAAUCGUUUAGUGAACGUAGCUCACAGAGGCAUCAGACAUAUAGAAACACGGUCGUGUUUGAAGUUUGUUGAAUAUAAUCCCAUACAGCUGGCAAAAGACAAAAAUGUCACAUACCUCUUCUUCACGUUCUCCGACGUCUUAGAGUAUUGUUGCUUACCGACUUCAACAUAUUACAGACGACGGGUGGUACUAAUAACACCGCUUUGCACGCUGCCAGUACAGGUCGCCCACGUUACGCUUCAUGCCAUGGGACUGUUACAUGACCAGCGAAAACCUUUUUCAGCAGAAGAAGCCAUGAGAGUUCUCAAGUGUUAUAAUGUUUCUUCUUCGUCCUAAGAAUAAUAGGGUA
Molecule: messenger RNA, 551 nt
Organism: Pararge aegeria (speckled wood butterfly)
Lineage: Eukaryota; Metazoa; Arthropoda; Insecta; Lepidoptera; Nymphalidae
Exons: 4
Coding region: 23-538 (171 amino acids)
Biological process (GO): proteolysis
Molecular function (GO): metalloendopeptidase activity
Source: RefSeq, a predicted model, not a curated record